AUGGAGAGUCAAAGUGUGAGUUCGAGUAAUCUGGCUCUAAGCACCAAUGUCAAUGUUACUGAUAUGAAAGACGGAGAUAAUCAAACUCAAGAAAGCUCGAAAAACACAAAUGUUUCACAAAAAAGCAACCCCAAAAAGAGGAAGGAUAGGAGCAUUGCUUGGAAUCAUUGUGAAAGGACCAUUAUUCAGGAUGAUGAAGGAAAUGAGGAGAUGUUUGCUAUUUGCAAACAUUGUGAAUUACAAAUGCCGGCCGAUUCGAAAAGGAAUGGAACGAGAGGCCUUCUCAAUCAUUUAUAUUAUAGGUGUGAGAAAUAUCCUCUUCGUGUUGUGAUGGACAAGAGCCAACCCACUUUAACUCAGUCGAUGAUGGGAGGUGAAGUAAAAAUUUCCGACUUCAACCAAAAAAGACUCGACAUGAUGUGUGUGAAGUGGAUUGUCAAAGCGGAGAUGCCUUUUCGAACCGUUGAGCAACCGGACUUCAAAGAAUUUAUUCAUGACCUUCAACCUCGUUAUAAGAUUCCUAAUCGGAGGAAGAUUGCGAAGGAUGGCGAAGACAUAGGAAGGUGUCUCGAAGAGAAGUUGGUUGAAUGGGGCAUAAGUAAGGUGUUCACCAUUACCGUAGAUAAUGCAAGUUCCAAUGAUGUGGCCGUUGAGUAUUUGAAGAAGCAACUCCGAAAGCAUGAUAGUCUUAUGCUUGAUGAAAACUUGCAUAUGAGGUGUGCUUGUCACAUUAUUAACUUGAUUGUAAAGGAUGGGAUGAAAGAGUUAGUAGAUUCCAUUGAAGCCAUCCGAAAUUGUGUGAAGUAUAUUCACUCUUCUAGUGCAAGGUUGGAUAAGUUUCGAGAGUAUGCGGUCUUAGAGAAGAAGGACAAAAUGUCAACUAUCCCGAUGGAUGUUGUGACUCGGUGGAAUGCCACGUACAUCAUGCUUCAUGGUGCUUACAAGUUUAAAGGUGUAUUCGCAAGGUUGGUGGAAGAAUUUACGCCAUUUAAGUCAUACUUUGAAGAGGGAAGAGUGGGGCCUCCAAGUGAUGAAGAUUGGGAAAAAGCAAUGGGAUUUGCACAUUUCCUCAAGAAGUUCUAUGAUGCCACCGUGAAGCUUAGUGCCACUAAGACUCCGACCUCUCAUCUUGUUCUAAAAAUCUUGAUAAACUUGAAGAUUGAGAUUGAGGCUAGAAUUAGAGAUAAGAAAAAUAUUGUGUUGCAAAAUGUGGCUACUUCCAUGAAGAGGAAGUUUGAUAAAUAUUGGGGCUCUUUCGAAGAUAUGAACAUAUUAAUGUUUGUAGCUCAAACCCUUGAUCCAAGAUAUAAGUUUCAAUUGAUGGAGUUGCAAUUAGGGGAGCUUGGCUACUCUCUUAAUGAAGUUGAGCACCUCAAGAGUCGGGUGAAAGCACAUUUGUAUCUUAUGUAUGAAACUUAUAAGGGAUCGGAAAAGCCACAUGUGAAUGUGCAUGAGGAUGGGGAUGAUGGUGUUGAUCUUGGUGAUGAUGAUGAUAUUGAUGAUGAUGAUGUGGAAUUGAGGAUAGAGCGGAGACUUAAUAGGCAAAGAAAGGAAGCAAAACUCAAAGAGAUAGCCAAUGAAGUUGAUAAGUACUUUAAUGAUGCAUAUGAAAGUACAAAGAAUGAUGAUUUCGACUUAUUAAGGUGGUGGAAAAGUAAAAUCUCAAGCUACUCUAUUCUUUCCAAGAUUGCUAAGGAUGUACUUGCUUUUCCUAGUUCGACCGUUGCUAGUGAAUAUGCAUUUAGCCUUGGAGGAAGGAUUGUGGAUCCGUUUAGAGCUUCUUUGACAUCUAGGAUGGUCGAGGCCUUAGUUUGCACAAAUGAUUGGCUUAGAGGAGAGGAAUUUCAAUUUCACAAGGAGCCUACGGAAGAAGAGCUUGAGUUCUACAUGGAACUCGAACAAUUGGAACAAAGUAUUCCCAAUACAAAUGAAAUGCCACCACCUCGAUCUAAAAGUGCAAAUCCACCCGAGUCCGGAGUUAAUAAAUUAUCAUCCCAUCCAUCUCGAGGGGGAAAAGGGGGAAGGGGUUGUCGAUCAAAUCGUGGUGGCCGUGGCGGUGGUGCUACAUCAUCGAGCAAAUUAAUUGAUGAGGAGUAG
This is a messenger RNA of Striga hermonthica, 2097 nucleotides long. Lineage: Eukaryota; Viridiplantae; Streptophyta; Magnoliopsida; Lamiales; Orobanchaceae. The record is from the annotation of a GenBank genome assembly.